UGAACACAAAAGCUACUGCCUGUGGCUGUGGUCCUCACACUCUCUAGACAGCGCAGUGAAUAAACAGCUAAGAACUGCUGACACCCAUGGAGCCCAAGACCAUUAGAGAGGGGUACCUAGUCAAAAAGGGUACUGUACUAAAUUCAUGGAAGGUGGUAUGGGUGGUAUUAGCAGAUGAUGGAAUAGAGUUUUACAAGAAGAAGACAGACAGCAGUCCAAAGGGGAUGAUUCCAUUAAAAGGAGCCAUACUGACCAACCCCUGCCAGGACUUCAGCAAAAGAAUGUUUGUGUUCAAGCUGAGCAUAGCAAAGAAUCAGGACCAUUUCUUCCAAGCCACUCACCUGGAGGAAAGAGAACUCUGGAUAAAAGACAUCAAAAGAGCCAUAAAGUGUUUGCAGGGAGGCAAGAAGUUUGCAAGGAAAUCUACCCGGAGGUCUAUUCGAUUGCCUGAAACCAUUAACCUAAGUGAGCUGUACUUUCUGAUGAAAGACCAAGAUGCAGGAAUUAAAGAGAUGAAGCUGGAAAAGGAUAAGAAGGUCUUCAACCACUGCUUCACUGGGAACAAUGUGAUCGACUGGCUGGUGUCUCAGGGGAAGGUGAGGAAUCGGACAGAGGGCCUGAUGGUGGCCGCAGGACUCCUGAAUGAGGGAUUCCUGCAGCCAGCCGGGGAGCUGUCGCAAGCUGGCGCAGAGAACAGCUCAGACCUGACACUCCUGGACCAGCCUGAUGCAUUUUACUACUUUGCUGAUAGUGGCUUCUACUGUGAAGGCUACUCCAGUGAUGAUGAUGUCAUUGUGAAGGAAGAGUUCAGAGGGGCCAAAGUCAAACAAGGCUGCCUCCUUAAACAGGGUCACCUUCGAAAAAACUGGAAGGUGAGAAAUUUUAUCCUAAGGGAUGAUCCUGCAUACCUCCACUACUACGACCCCACAAAGGGUGAGGAGGACCCUCUUGGUUCAAUUCACUUGCAUGGAUCAGUAGUGACUGCAGUGGAUUAUGUGCCAGAUGCUAAACGACAUGACGUGGAAGGAAAUCUUUUUGAGAUCAUCACUUCAGAUGAGAUACACUACUACCUGCAGGCCGCUACAGCUGAAGAAUGCAAUGAAUGGAUCAAAGCGAUCCAAGCAGUAGCAAAGUCUGGGAAAUAAGUGUAAAAACCUCUGAAUGUGGCAUGAACUAUCCUAACAAAGAAAAUAAUAAUUGUUUUGAGGACUCAUGUAACACAGAAUCAGAUUUUAAUAAUAUACACAUAAAAACAUAAUAUUAAAUACAGUUAAAUGGAGUGAAAGAGGAGCAGUGUAUAAGAUAUUUGUGUCUCUUAACCACAGUAACAUUUAUGACACAUUGUUAAAACAUACAAUAGGCCUCUUAAGCCUCUAAGAGUGGAAAAACGUUGAAAUCUUCUCAGUCCUGCAAUUUCCUCUUUCUGUUGUUACACACAUCACUUCCUGUCAGUCUUCCUGCCACUCUGUGGUUAUGCAUUAAUCUGUUGCCAGAAUAUGUCUCUUUGGUCAGUGCCUGAUGAUAAGACUGCUAGAUAUGUAUAUCAUUUUUUGCCUUACCUUAUCAAAUUCCAAAAAAUGGGACUAUUAUAUGAAAUUCUAAAACGGUAGUGGACAAACCAAAGAACAAGUGUUCACUUUUUUAUUUGAAUUGAUAAGCAUUUGACUAUUCAGUUUCUAUUUUUCACGGUUUAUCAUCACUUCUCCCUUUGUGACUAAAUACAUACUGACAGUAUUGAUGUAUACACUAUAUCAAAAUCUGAAGCCAUAUUAUCACUUGCUGGAAAAGCUGCUUAAAUUAGUUACAUGAAAAUUGGUUCAAAGACAUAUUUCAGAUAAAAAAACAUCUUGGUGGAAAUGAACAGGAGAUGUAUGUUUGCCUACUUUAACUAGGCAUGUUUAUUUAUUUAGCACUUUUUAAGCACAGUGGCCAUUCAGGAUACUUAAAGAGCCUCAAGUUAUAAUAAGUUAACUAAUUAGAUAAGAAUACAUAUUGGAAAGCCAACAACACUGAAAGAGGACUAAUUGAGGGAUUUUUACCUAAGAAUUUUGUUUAAAAGAAAAGUUCUUAAUGAAAAUCCUAACUCAUUUGUAGGGUACAAACCUUGAGCAUUUAGCAGAUAGGAAAUUAUUACCUCACUGUGUUACACAACUAUUAAUGUGGACUUAAAAGACUAUCAUCACAAUGUCAAUUUCCUUUUAAAAUUGGCUUUUCUACCAGAACAAGCAUAAUCAAUUCUAUUAAAAUAGUAGCCUUGUUUGUAUGUAAACCUAUUAGGCUAAACCAAGUAUUUGGCACAAAAUCACUAAAAUGAUUUAAAAUUACACCAAAAAAGUAUUUUUUUAAAUAGUUUUUUAUUACUUUUAUUAUGCAUCAGCAGCCCAUCCUCUGUUUCAGUGUAAUAUGUGUUUUCAUGCUUACAUCCUCAAAAUUGUUAGUGUAUAUUUCCUCAUGGUCUACAUUAGUCCUAAAGAAGGUAGAUUCUCUGGGAUUCAUUUUUCUUUCACCAUGCCUUCAGAUGUCUUCCGUCUGAUUUUAUCUUUUGAGUCAAUAUAAUGGUUGCUAGGCCCUGAGAAAGACUCACCUUGACUCACCUCACCUGAGACUCACCUUGGGUUGAGUCAUUUUCUCAUUUAACUUUUGCAUCAUUACUCACAUGCUCUCACUUUUUCUGGUAAAGAACCGGAACAGGAUGCACCGAGGGGCACUUUUGUAUUAAUAACUGAUGCACUUUCUCCUGGUCCUUUCUUUCAGGUAGUUCAAAUUUCUUCAUAACUAUGACUGGCCAAAUGUGAUUGUUAUAUGUGUGGUAAUGUUAUUAGUGCUCAUUCACUAUCACAUUAGUUCCUCCUUCACAUACUUUUUUUUUUUUUAUCUGAACAGUGUCAUGAAAUUAUUGUGAAUUUACAUGACUAAUACCAUGGUGUCAUUAUAAGGAAGUCACUUUACUACUGCAAUGUUCCCAACACAAGGGGGCAAUAUUUGUCAGAUUUUGCAUUUGUGCAGCACAAUGAACUGGGGGGAUGGAAGGUUUAGUUAAUGCUCCCAGCAAAUAUGCUUGGCUAGUCAUGUUUUGAGUACUGUAAUAUGAUUAACCUGUUUUUAAUAUCGCAAUGUUUUGAUAAACUCUACAAAAGAUCAUGCUGUAGUAGAUCAUUAGAGCAUCUUAAAAUCAUUUGCAAAUAAUUGUUUUACUCUCAUUAGUUAUUAUAGAAUUAUUAUAGUUAUUAUAGAAAAUUAAUUAUGGUGUAGUAACUGGAUGUUAAAACAACUUUGAAGCAUACAGUGUUGUCAGUGCUGUAGAAACUAAGAAAUCUAAUUUUAAGCUAGUUUCAUUUCACAAUUAAUUUUGUACAGUUCAUGAGUUAGGAUCAUCCCUGCUAACAUCAGUAGAUAUGAAAUAUAUUGCAUGGUAAGAAAUUUCAUAUAUUGGUGAGCACUUUAUUUUGGUUCAUAAGGUAAAUCUGGUUUGUAACUCAGUAAAAUAGCAUGGCAGAAUUAAGGGGGGAUGUUAUUGAGUGAGACAUGAUCAAAUGUCUUUGAAUCAUGAACUUAAACCAGCCUCAUGUAGAACAAUUUUGAAGUUCAUCAGCCUUUAGUGGGACUUCUCCCACUGGUAAAGAGCCAUGAACAGCUUUACUUGGCACUUAAUCCAAACUUAAUGUCGAAUAUAUUAUUUCGGUUUGUCAUGGCAUAUUCAUUACUACAAUUUUCCCCCAAUAUUCCAUUACAAAUUUUUUUGUCCAGUUGAUCCUACCCACAGAGAGUUGUAACAUCUAGAAAUUAAACUUUAGAGGCAAGCAGAAUUUACAAGAACAGUGCAAUGGCCAAGUAUACCUGCUGACAACUAUACCUGACUUUACCUGCUAUGAAUAUCCUGUUGACUUCCCAAAAUAUUUCUUAACUGCUAACAAUACAUUUUGAAAUUCAUGCACUGACUUUAGUAAACACUCCAUGCAGACCAUAAUAUACAACUGUCUGAUUCUACUUUUUGUGUCAUUAGAAAUAUUUCCGCUUGUGAGCUUUUGUUACAAUGUCCAGGAAACAGGUUAUUUGACUCUUUUACUAAAAUUAAGGUUGCCAUUUCUGGCUGUGCAAUUUCACUGAAUAAUGACUCCAUUAUUGUACAGCAUUUUACCCAGUGAUGCAUUUUGUUCAAAGGUACUUCAGCAGCAAAAUAAAGAAAAAAAAGUCUGCCCAGGAGGGGAGGACAUCUUGUUAAUUUAAAAAGACCUCCCUGCAGUUUUCCAGUUCUUGCAUCCAGCAAAUAAUCAUCUCAUCAUCUCUUUCUAGUUUAAUCAAGGUUCCAGUGAUUAUGCCAUUUUAAAAUGGAUAAGCUUGAAAUUGCACAGUCACAGUAAUGCACUAUUUUAUCAGGCUCUGAUGCA
This is a messenger RNA of Electrophorus electricus (electric eel), 4388 nucleotides long. RefSeq names its product pleckstrin (gene plek). Gene Ontology annotation, cellular component: plasma membrane. NCBI's taxonomy places the organism in Eukaryota, Metazoa, Chordata, Actinopteri, Gymnotiformes, Gymnotidae. The record is from RefSeq and is a predicted model, not a curated record. Gene Ontology annotation, biological process: intracellular signal transduction; actin cytoskeleton organization.